UUUAGGGUCAUCAAACGCUUUAUUGAGACCCUUUAUAACUUCACGCGUCAAAUAUCAUUCAAAUCAACUAAAUAUAUCUAAUGUGACGUGAUAAAGGAUUAAUUAUCUAGUGUUCUCGAAACGGUUCAACGUGUUCUAUAUAAGAAAUAUAAGUGAUGAUGCUAAGUGUGCAGUGCAAUGGUUAUAAGUGUGUCAUGUUAAAUAAUUUAUUAUGAAAAUGUGGAAAAACAUUUUCUACGUGAAAUCUGUAAGGAAAAAGGGGUGCGGGGAAUAGAAUUCCUGCACUAUGUCAAGCGGGAGUUGCUCUGGGCCGGGUGUGUGUGGAGGGGCCAGAAGACGGCCACCUCCUCCUCCCGAGCCAGCACUCUCCCUCGCUGCUGACCUCAGCGAGCUGAGCUUGGACCAAGGCUACCACACAUUGGCCGACUGUGGUCCACCAAGAAGACGUCGUGAUAACACGCUGUCCGAUGCUUUGUGGCUAAAGAUAUUAUCGUAUCUUGAGGUGUCAGACUUAUGUCGAAUGUCACGGGUAUGUAGGAGAUGGUCAAGAUUCGUGGCCAGGUUAACAGUAAGGCCAGAGCCAUGGAGAAGAGUAAGAGCCGCGGGUCCUUUAGAAAUAGCUGCUCGAUGUGCGGGGGCCAGAGCAGGAUCCUGCGUUAGCGCUGUCAGGGAGUGGCGAUCGAAGACCUGUGCGGUGACCGUUGCUGGUGCCCAACUAUUGGCAGCUACGUUCAGAAACUUGACGCAUUUGGCGUUAACCAGCUCCAAUACAAUGGACGCAAGAGCAUUAGCACCUCUGAUCACAGAUUUAGUAGAUCUAAGGCACAUCGAUCUAACGGGUUGUCCAAACGUGGACUGGCCAGAGUGGGCGUGGCUUGAAAGCCGGUUAUCCACGAGAAGACCCCCCAUAGAAUACAUCGACCUAACUGACUGCAGUGCGGUCUCUGAUGCUGGUCUAUGUGCCUUACUGCACACCUGUCCGUCAUUACAAUAUCUCUACCUCAGGAGAUGUACUCUAGUCACAGACGCAGGCGUUAGAUGGAUACCUUCGUAUUGCGCACUCAAGGAGUUGAGUGUGUCUGACUGUAUCGGAGUCACGGACUUUGGUCUAUACGAGCUAGCGAAAUUGGGACCUGCGUUGCGGUAUCUCUCGGUCGCUAAAUGCUCACAGGUCUCCGAUUCGGGUAUAAGCACAUUAGCAAGGCGUUGUUAUAAGCUCCGAUAUCUGAAUGCGAGAGGUUGCGGUGCGCUUGGUGAUGACGGCGUUGAAGCUAUCGGACGAGGGUGCUCGAGGUUAAGAGCUCUUGAUCUUGGUGCCACUGAUGUUUCUGAAGCUGGUUUACAGAUACUUGCUCGAUGCUGUCCAAAUCUAAAGAAAUUGGCUUUAAGAGGCUGCGAAUUGAUAGGUGAUGACGGUCUUGAAGCAGUUGCAUAUUACUGUAGAGGCCUUACGCAAUUGAACAUUCAAGAUACGCCAGUCACAUUACGAGGUUACAGAGCGGUGAAGAAGUACUGUAAGAGAUGUGUUAUUGAACAUACAAAUCCAGGAUUCUGUUGAAGAUAGUAUGUGUAAAUAGUUGGUUCUCUCUAUUCUUGGACAGUGCAAGAAGUAUUCUUAAUAACGAAGAAGCCAAUAAUGCCUGAUCAGAUACGAUGAAUACUAACAAUUUUGGCCAGAUUGGCUGAUAUUUAUUGUUAACGCUUCGUGUCUUCGGAUCGUAUCCUUAAGUUGUACAGCCUUUCUAAAUAAAUAACUAGGGCAAGUAUUUUCCAAAUCGGUAAGGUUUUUGAAGUUAACGAAUUUAACAUUACGUAUGUCUAAUAAUAUUAGUAAAGACCUUAUCAGGACAGUACAUUAAACAGAAACAAUUGGAAAUAAAAUCUGGUUUAGUACAAGAUUUUGUGACAUUCAAUUACAUGUCAGGCCCUAUUUGUGCAGCACAUCUACAAACGCACUGACAUAAAUAUCUACUAGAAGAUAAUAUAACCGUUUGGUAUCGCACCUUAUUUUGAUGUUAAUUUUGAAAUUUCAUAUAAUAAGGGCUUGAAAUAAAUCGACAUACCAAACAAUACAAUAAAUUUUUUUUUACUAAUAAUUUUAGAUUGGAAUGAAAGUCAUAACAUAAAAUUAAAUUAAAAUUGAAUUUGUUUGUCUUUAUUUGGAAUUUACGGAAAGGCUAUGUAUAUAAGUAGAUAGAUUAGUUGUUAAUUAUUAUAAGUGAAUUGUAUUUUUGGAAAUUUUAAAUGAUGAUCAAGUUGAUACUUGUAUACCUUUGAGGUUAUUAAAAAAACAGCUUGUAUGUGCUAGGUGCUAUAUUGAAUAUAUUUCAAAUUCUGUAUUAUAGCUUUAUAAUUACGUUACAUUGUAUAUAAUUUCAUUUAAAAUAAUAAAAUUAGUUUUUUUUUCUUAUUAUAUUAAAAAGAUCGAAGGGUUUUUGAUAUGAAGUCAACAAUACAAUUGCUACAUUAAAACAUAAGAAGUUCCUUCAAAAUAACAACGAAUGGACUGAAACACAAAAUUUCGCCGCACUUUUAAUGUAAAUUCGAUCAAAAAUAAUUUAUGUUAAUAAUUUUGAAAAUACAA
Nymphalis io (European peacock) is the source of this 2584-nucleotide messenger RNA. RefSeq names its product F-box/LRR-repeat protein 7 (gene Fbxl7). The transcript is spliced from 8 exons. The record is from RefSeq and is a predicted model, not a curated record. Bases 287 to 1558 code for a protein of 423 amino acids. Lineage: Eukaryota; Metazoa; Arthropoda; Insecta; Lepidoptera; Nymphalidae. Gene Ontology annotation, cellular component: SCF ubiquitin ligase complex. Gene Ontology annotation, molecular function: protein binding. Gene Ontology annotation, biological process: SCF-dependent proteasomal ubiquitin-dependent protein catabolic process.